This is a messenger RNA of Eutrema salsugineum, 2082 nucleotides long. Its product is annotated as calcium-binding mitochondrial carrier protein SCaMC-1. The transcript is spliced from 5 exons. Gene Ontology annotation, biological process: transmembrane transport. The record is from RefSeq and is a predicted model, not a curated record. Gene Ontology annotation, molecular function: calcium ion binding; ATP transmembrane transporter activity. Lineage: Eukaryota; Viridiplantae; Streptophyta; Magnoliopsida; Brassicales; Brassicaceae. The coding region runs from base 444 to 1937 and encodes 497 amino acids.
CACACCAUUGGAGAGAUUGGCCCUUUUUCCAACUCCACCUCUCUCUCUCUCUUCUUCCUUUUGCUAUACCUGUAAAGCAUCAGCAUCAGCACAAAUCUACAUUCUCUUCUUUGAAUCAAUGUUCAUAUAACAUCACUGCUGAUUAUUCUCACACAUUUCUUCUUCUUCUUUCUUCGUUUUGUUUUCUUAUCAUUUUUGGAUUCCACCGCUUUGAUCACUGCAAUUUUGGGAACAGCAAACUCAAUUGUGAUUUCAAAACUCCGAUAACGGAAUUUGAGAAAUUCUCUCGACGUUACGGGUUUAAAUGGUGAGCGUUUUUGGAGAUUGUUGUAGAUCGGAUUCAUUAUACAUCUCUUGUAGAUCUGAAUAAAGGAGAGGAUUAUGAUUACCGACCCAGAAAACGCAAUUUGAUUUCGUCAAUUCCCUCGAUUUCGAUUCCGAUCAUGUCGAGUCAUCACGGCGUUGAGCAUGUUGGUUUACCGACGAAAAUCGAAGCUAAGAAAUGUUGCAACCCGGUUAAGAAACCCGGACCCGUUUCCAUGGAUCACGUUCUUCUAGCUCUCCGUGAGACGAGAGAGGAGCGAGAUGUACGAAUCAGAAGCUUAUUCAACUUCUUCGAUUCUGAGAAUGUUGGGUAUCUGGACUGCGCCCAAAUCGAGAAGGGAUUGAUCGCGCUUCAAAUCCCUAGUGGCUACAAAUACGCCAAGGAGUUGUUUAGGGUUUGUGAUGCGAACCGAGAUGGACGUGUCGAUUAUCACGAGUUUCGUCGAUACAUGGAUGAUAAGGAGCUCGAGCUCUACAGGAUAUUUCAAGCUAUUGAUGUUGAGCAUAAUGGUUGCAUUUCUCCUGAGGGACUCUGGGAUUCGCUCGUUAAGGCCGGAAUUGAGAUAAAUGACGAGGAGCUCGCUCGCUUUGUGGAACACGUUGACAAGGACAAUGAUGGGAUCAUAAUGUUUGAAGAAUGGAGAGAUUUUCUCUUGCUGUAUCCUCACGAAGCCACAAUCGAAAAUAUAUACCACCACUGGGAAAGAGUAUGUCUCGUAGACAUUGGAGAACAAGCCGUCAUUCCAGAAGGAAUCAGCAAACAUGUAAAGAGGAGCAACUAUUUCAUUGCAGGUGGCAUAGCCGGUGCUGCUUCUAGGACUGCGACUGCACCUCUAGAUCGCUUAAAAGUUCUUUUGCAAAUUCAGAAAACCGAUGCUAAAAUCCGAGAAGCCGUGAAGACGAUAUGGAAGCAAGGUGGGGUUCGAGGUUUUUUUCGAGGUAACGGGUUGAAUAUCGUGAAGGUAGCACCAGAGAGUGCCAUCAAGUUCUAUGCAUAUGAGCUUUUCAAAAACGCUAUUGGCGAAAACAUGGGUGAAGACAAAGCGGAUAUAGGCACAGUGGCUAGACUUUUUGCUGGAGGUAUGGCUGGUGCAGUGGCUCAAGCCUCUAUAUACCCUUUGGAUCUUGUGAAAACUCGGUUGCAGACGUGCACUAGCGAAGCAGGUGUUGUUGGACCUAGGCUUGGAACGCUCACUAAAGACAUAUUGGUUCAUGAGGGUCCACGCGCUUUUUACAAAGGUCUUUUUCCUUCACUUCUCGGGAUUAUUCCUUAUGCUGGUAUCGACCUUGCUGCAUAUGAGACAUUAAAGGACUUGUCCAGGACAUAUAUUCUUCAAGACGCUGAACCAGGUCCGCUUGUGCAACUAGGAUGCGGAACAAUCUCAGGAGCUCUUGGAGCAACCUGCGUUUAUCCUUUGCAGGUUGUGAGAACAAGAAUGCAAGCGGAACGAACAAGGACCUCGAUGUCUGGAGUAUUCAGGAGGACAAUAAGCGAAGAAGGCUACAGAGCACUGUACAAAGGGCUUCUACCGAAUCUUCUAAAAGUUGUUCCUGCUGCAAGCAUUACCUAUAUGGUUUACGAAGCUAUGAAAAAGAGUCUAGAACUUGAUUAGUGGCUUCAUUUUGAUAUUGACGAAAGAGUGGAAAUAAUAAUAAAGAAAAAAUUAGAACCUAGAUAACCUAGGUUAUUUUUUAACAUACUUGAUUCUUCUAAUCAUCAUUUGUAUGAGAUAAUAAUACACUAUAGUAAUCUUGUUU